AUGUCCCAGUGCGCGGUGUGCCUCGAGACGUGCGCGGGGAAGUGCGCGGCGCUGGGGACGUGCGGACACGUCUAUCACGUGCGAUGCAUCUCGCGAUGGAUCGAACAGGGGCGACCGAGGGAACGUGGACGGGACGAAGGGGGACGGGGGGACGACGCGACGGCGACGUGUCCGACGUGUAAACGCGCGUUCGAUCAUCGACGCGACGUGGUGACGAUAUAUCUGGACGUUCGACGCGAUGAGGAUGUGGGAGUUGAGGGUGGUGGACGCGAGCUCUCGCGCGGGCGACGGCGGUCGACGAGCGAGGUGGGGGGGGGCGAGGCGGGGCGGUUGGCGGACGUCGCGAGACGGUUGGCGAGCGAACGCGAACGCUCGAGAGCGGCGGUUCGUAGCACUCGUACGCGAGCUCGAGGACGUCGACGCCUCGAUACGUGUUCCGCGCGGUGCCGAUGA
Molecule: messenger RNA, 453 nt
Organism: Ostreococcus tauri
Lineage: Eukaryota; Viridiplantae; Chlorophyta; Mamiellophyceae; Mamiellales; Bathycoccaceae
Product: Zinc finger, RING/FYVE/PHD-type
Exons: 2
Coding region: 1-453 (150 amino acids)
Source: RefSeq, a predicted model, not a curated record